AUGCAUUCCUCUCUUUUCUCUUCUGAAAGAACGAUGAGGCCGAGCGGUAGUCGAUCACGAGAUGCUAGCCCGGCGCCCUCAAGCUUGCAAGCAGACCUGCGACAGUUCUCCUACGUUUCUUUUCCAGAGACCGCCGGAUCCGUACCGUCUCGCUCUCAGAAAGUUCAACCGCCCCCGGGAACCGAUCACAGCCUUGGGUUUCUUCCUACUCCCCAGCCGGCAAAGUCACUCCUGGGUAGAUUCAAAUCGGCCAUCGGCGCAAGUGCAUGGAUCUCACCAGCAACGACCAGUGAACAUAAAACCUCCACCAUCGCUUUUCCUACUCGCCCAUCUCUCCCACCCGUCACAAUGAAUUAUUCUCAAGCAGACCUGGACUUGAGCAAUUCGUUUGACUCACGAAAGACACGUGGUCAAAAAAUCAGCCUCAACCAAAGCAGCAGGUCCUUUGGUGGCAGUCUGUUCGAGCCAUCAGAUUCUUCCAGGGCUCAGCAUUUGGAAAGUCAUCCGUAUUCGAUUCCGCAGGCGUCAGUUGGCAUCCCACAUUCCUCAAGUUUCGGAUACUCCGAAUCCCCAACAAGACCUAGCAGUUCUAUGUCCUUCAGAGCUAUCAAUCGAUCUGUGGACGGUUUUUUGGACACUCAUCGGCCACCCGCACAUGCUUCAGAUUCUUCAAGAGCACCUUUCCACUUCAACUCAAUUCCUGAACCGGAAAACAACUUCCCUUUGGUCAGCUCGGACACUCUCUUACGCUCAUUGGUGCUUGAUAAUGGAGGUGGCAACCAUUCGGCGGAUUUCUCAGCGGUGCCGCCAUUUUCUCACAUUCCCGGUUUCCCCUUGGCGAGAGAGACAGUCGGAGACGACAGUGGCAGUGUUUUCAGUUCCUCCGGUGGCCCAUCGACCACUCCAAAGAAGGCCAAAGGAAACCCCGAUUCCUCUCACAGUUUCUCACGGGAAACUUCUAGUCGGAUUCAAGGCAUCGGAAACUCACAGGGCAAGGGUCUGAGUAAGGAAUACUGGCUGCCUGACAAGGAUGUGAAGGAGUGUUACGACUGUGCUGUAGCAUUCACCUCUUGGCGCCGAAAGCAUCAUUGCCGAAUCUGUGGAGCUAUUUUUUGUUCACAAUGCGCAUCCAACUUAGUUCCUGGACAUCGCUUUGCAUCUUCCGGAUAUAUCAGGGUAUGUAAUAUUUGCUUGGCCAAGCUUGAACCUCAAUCACAAGAACAUGCCAAUUUUACUAUCCGCGAGGAUACAGACGAUGAAACGCAGUCAUUCUCGGAAGCGGCCCCAGGAUUCAACCUCCUUGGUUCCCGCUCACAAGGGAGCCGUGCUCAUAUCACCACUCCCAGCAAAAUGCGUGAAGGAUCCAGGCAAGUGGGAGAUCAACUUGCGUCAUCUGUCACUCAUCGCGCUGGACGAUCGCUCUAUCGACAUCCCACCGACCAUCAUUCUGCGCGUCAAAAAAGCCUUCUACGGCAGCCGGCGGCCACCGAUAAAACCAAGUCAAAGUUUAACUCUCGAUCCGAUUCUCCUCCUAUCUCGCGGCCGUCUCCGAUCGCUGCCAAUCUUUUCAGUCCGUUGACGAUCAAGAAAUCAUCAACACGAAGACCUGAAGCUACAUCGAGUGCUCCUUUUCGUAAGGGACUCACGGAUGAGGAACAAGCUGGGUUACCUGGCAUCAAUACCUCCAAUCACACUCAAUCGAUUUAUGUUGCUUCUCCGAAUACGUCGAGGUUGUCGGCGGACAUUAAGCAAGCUCGACUAGACAGGCAUUUCAGUUCAAGCUCACACGAAACAACUCAUGAUUCAAGUCCAACUGGCGAAAGAUACGAGCUACGAGUACCUCCAACAUCUAGAAAUACUUCGCUCUCGUACGUUGAAGGUCAACCCAAACCUGGCCUGGUCUCCGAUCCUCCGCUUUCCAAGGCUACUUCGGCGAGCUUUGUGUCUGGAACUGAGCAGAGUCUCAGGUUGGACGAGCCUUUUCCAGCUUUUUCAUGUAAACAUGUUCGGUUUAUGAUUCACCAAUUCCUCGCGCGGGAGAAUAUUCCCAAAACGGCCGUAUGGGAAACGGAACUCGCCAACUUGUUACUUCAGGUAGUCUCUGAACCUCCCAGGCCUAAAUAUGACAGCGAGGAUGCUGGAGACAUAAGAAAGCUCGUAAAAAUCAAAAGGAUUCCCGGGGGCCAGAUAGCUGACUGCGAGUACAUUCACGGGGUCGUAUUCACAAAGAAUAUUGCGCACAGGAAGAUGAGAUCAAUUUGCGCUGAUCCCAAAGUCCUGACAAUCGGCAUGCCUAUAGAGUUCCAACGGAUUGAUGGCUACUGCAAGUUGGAUGUGUUGGUUUCUCAAGAGCGACAAUAUCUCAAGGGACUGGUCCAACGUCUCAUAUCGCUAGAACCUGACUUGGUACUAGUGGAUGGCAACGUGUCGGGUGUGGCGAUCGACUAUUUCGUUGAAGCAGGGGUGACAGUUCUCAGACACGUCAAGUCAACGGUCCUACAGGCAGUUGCUCGCUCAACCAAAACCCCGUUGAUCUCAUCUCUCGAUAAACUCUUAAAUUUGCAAGUCGGUCAAUGCGAUCUGUUCCGUGUGCAAACCGUCCACCACCGUAUGAUACCCAAUCACCACAGGAAGACUUUCAUCCGUUUAGAGGGCUGUGAACCCUACCUUGGUGGGACCCUGAUAUUGAGAGGAGGUGAUCUGGCGCUACUUACGAAGGUCAAAUCUCUAAUGUGUUCCAUGGUGGGAAUCAUAUACUCACUGCGAUUAGAAAACUCGUUUUUAAAUGACGAGGGUGCGAUCUAUUCAAACGAUUCUAUUCACGCGACCUCAUUACAGGAGAUCAGAAACGCUGACCUUCGAAGCAUCCUUUCCCGCUUCCGGCACGCGAAGAAGCACAUAUGUAACUUUGAGCCGCUCAAGCUGACUGGUAAACCUGGUGGAACCGUCCCGGAUUCAGAUUUGGCUACCUUAUCUGACCAAAUUGACGACUUGAUCAAGCCUUAUGAACUUCUGCUGCCUUCGGGUAGUCCGAGGGUAAAGCUGACGCCGCCAUUCGCCUUGCUGAAGCUACGUCAGUUGAUUCAGCAACUUACCGGCUUACGACAGGCCGACACGCAAUCGAUUCCACCUUCGUCUACAAAAUCUUGUCUGCGCGAUGAAAAAUUUGAUGAAAAGCUGCCCCCUGACGGUAACCCUCCAAUUUCGCUUGCUUCUUCUCAACCAAAAUCGAAUGACAGUAACUCAGUCAAGUCUGAUGAAGCUACCGCCCGAGUAAGGCAACCUACGAUAACUCCAGAUUACGCACGUGAUGAAUAUCUCUCUCACCUCAGUCGACAGAUUGAAGAAGAGCGCAUGGCGGUGCAUUUUUACCUAUCAAACCACUCCUCGGAGUCUUUCAAAGCGGCUGACCAUCAACAAAUCAUUGUACAAGAAAGUGUCACGUGUUCCUCUCUGGGCGGAUACACCUGCCAAGGGCCACAUCUGCGCGCCUUCGCUUUUUACUCAGCCGGUGAUCAAACCGUUGGACAAAUUAUUCAAAUGUUGAUCAAUUGUCGUUCGGAGAUCUGUCAUGCCAAAGGCUGCAACCAGCCUAAAAGCAUUCAUCAGACGAAUUGGAUUCAUGGUCACUUCAAAGCCACCAUCCAGAUGCACCUCGAUCAUCCCAACCGGCAAAGUGCUUCAAGUGACUCUGGACCGAGUGACCACUCCAAUUUCCCCGAAGAGCCUGUAGAUCCCGAUCUCAUCAUGAUGCAGGGCUAUUGUCCCAAAUGCGCAGGCUAUACACGGAAGGCUCCCAUGUCCGACGACGCGUGGAGGCUAAGCCUUGGAAAGUAUCUGCAGCUAUGUUUUUACAGCCCCGGAUUAAUAUCGAAUCUCGUACCUGGAACGCCCCGCCGUGGCCGGCUAUCUUGCAAUCAUGACUCGCAUCUCGAACACCUUCGCAUGUUUUUUUAUCAGGGAUUCCGGGUCGAUUUCCGACUGCAGAAAAUCAACGUUUAUGAAGCCAUUCCGCCUUCCUUGGUGCUCUUUACUCCUUCUCAAGCGUUGAUCAAGGUGCGAGAAGAGGAGUACGACAUUGUUCUGCGGAGGUCAGAAGCUUUUUUCAACUCGGUCCGGAGCAGAAUUGUCGGCUUUAACUACAAGGUGGUAGCCAUCGCCAAUCAAGAAGCCUCCGAGGAAGCCAUGCGAGACCUGCUAAAGAAAGUAGAAAUGGAUUCCAACGCCGUUAAAGCACAGUUGAAUGAAGUUUACGAAGAGUGCAUUGGUACCAACGGAGUGAGAAUGAACAUCGUCAGGAAGACACUUAUUGACAAGGCCGUUGAAUGGGAUGGACUCUUUGCCACGUUUGAAUCGCGCUUUGUUGCCUGCGACAGUAAGGACGCUCGUCGACUGGCUAGCGUGCCUCUCAAAAAAAUCUUCCUGGAUCAAAGUAUGCCAGGCUCGCCCGAAAGAUUAUUCCCAAGAGUCAACCAAGCUCCAUCACUAAAUUCACAAAAGUACAACUACAAUUCGCAAUCUGAAGUCGAGUCCGACCACGCUCCCAAAGGACAGUCUUUUGGAACUUUCAAAAAAACAUUUCCUUCGCCAACCCUGAAGAGCAUGGCCAGCGCGUUGGCCUUCGCGCUACCCUCAUCGAUGCCUGGCAUUGUAAUGCCUGAUAUUCGCUCAGAGGGCGAAAAACCCAAGAACCAUCCAGCCAAUCCGCUAGGCCCACCCCUUUCCAUGUUACAGUCUCCACAAGAAGCAGCUCCAAAGGAAGGGCUAACAUUGGAUUUUACUCCGGGCGUCGAUGAAUCUACCAGUGAACAGCAUUCCGGCGGUGAGCUAUCCACGCCCCAUAAAUUGCCAGUUGAGCUUUGCAUUCCAUCAGUAGUCAUCGAACCUGCAUCCACGCCUACAUCUACCGUAGCUGAUAAAAAAGAAGCGGAAGUCGAUUUGAACGUUGACUCUCAUGACAAAAGAAGGCUUCAAGAUGCUCCUGAAAGCUCUGCAGAAAUACACCCGCCGUCUGCCUCGACGAGCAAGGCACAGGUCGUGCACCCUAAUGCUCAUCGAGUCUCACUGUUGACUUCUUCUCGCCGCGAUAGCCACCAUGCGCAACCCCGGUCUGAUGAGGGACCUAGCCUUGAUCUAGCGUCAGACAAAGACGAGGACUCCAAAAGUGACUCAACAGUUGUGAAUGUUCGGAGCGAUGUUGCACGUUCAAGCCAUAGUAAAGAAUCUGACAGUCAGCGGAAGAAAUGUGCAGCAUCUGAUACAGACACUACCACCAGUGAUCUCGAUUUGCCAAAUGAUUCCCGGCGGAUGACACUGCGCAAGCAACGCCCCAAGGAUCUGGUGCUGAAUUCUCGCGGAGGUGUGGCUAACCUGGUGCAAAAAUUUGAAAGCCCCAGACCCAGUCCACGAAAAGCUAUCCGACCUGAUUCUCCGGCUGUCGAUGAUGUCCCUAAGCCUACCAAUGUUGAAGAAGGCUCCGCUCAAAGGAAACCUCUGAAGACAAAUGCUCUUCUUGUCAGACCUUCUUUCAAAAGAGGGAAGAGCGAAGUUGUUCGUUCGACAAUGAGUAUCCUGCGAGGCAAAAAGCCAGCAACUGGGCUGGACAAAGCAGCCAGUCACAUCGACCGUAAUCAAAGUUUCGAUUCUUUAUCACCCCGGCUAGCUGGAAAACAACCGGCUCAAGAACAAACUCCCAAGGUAGCCUCCCGUAUUCAGCGACCCGGCUCUCGCAUUGCAUCGCCUAGAAUACCAUCUUCACACGCAUAUUCACACCGCUCCUCUAUGCUUCGAACCGGGACACACGAUGGUCUUUCAUCGGCUGAAAAAGCUCGGGUUCCGAGCUCACCUCGAGCUCUUGGCCACAAGAAAGAAUUCGUAGUUCCACGGCGUCCCCGGCAUGAGUCUGGAUUGCCCGUGUCAAACUUCUAUCUGCACCGUCGGAUGAACAUGAACACGAAGGUCACAACAAUUGCUCGCCACUUUGACCGAAUGAGUCGUGAAGCUGAGCGAGAACGUAUCAAGCAAGCCAAUGAGCAUCGGAGCCGACCCCGUCCAAUUGCCCAUGCCAAGUCCUCAGUCCAGGCAUUUAGCAGCUUAACAGCGGCAGUGAAUGAGGAUUCCGAUUCUGAUAUUGACGAAUGUGAAGGCCAUCCGGCUGGACAUGAUGCUGAUGACGAGGGAGAUGUCAUUCCUGAAGUUUACGGACCGCAUAAUGCCGGACAAGACGCUUUUAAAGCUGAGCCUGGCCUGUCAACUGACCUUCCUCUAGUGCAAGAAGUCACACCUGCUGGUCCACAUCCAUCACCAGACCUCGAUCAUGUAGAUCAAAGCUACCUCGACGAGGCUUCAACAUCUAAUCGGCAAAUGUCGCCCACUCGAGUUACUUCGUGUUCUCCAUCGUUUUUGAUGGACACUUCAAGACUCCCACCUCUCGCAGUCGCGCAUUUUUCUGAUAAUGAGAUGAGCUCAAGUGAUACCGGUCGGCACUCGAUUAUUAAAACUCUUUCCAGCCUGUGGAACUAUCAAGGAGCGGAGUUCCUCCCCCUAGAAUACCCUCAAUUACCCACCGAGCACCAGUCAGCCGAGAACCCAGUUAUUAUACGUGAGGAUGAACCCAGCUCUAUCAUAGCCUACACCUUAGCUUCAAAACUAUACCAAGCCACACUGAAAGAGACGGAGCCAAGAGUGGUGGAACGUUCGGAGAUAUUCAUGCCUGAAGAAUUUAAGCCUCGCUCUAACGAUAUCGACUCGACUUGGGGAAUGAUAGACUUCAUGUCUGACGAUAUGGAUGUUGAUGAUGUCCUCAAAAUUCCCAUGAAUAGGGCUAAGCCCAUGCAAUUCCGUUUUGAUGUUACUCCGUGUACCAUCACGUGUAAGGUGUUUUUUAUGCACCAAUUCGAAGCGUUGAGAAAGACGCUCAUAUGUAAUGAUAUUGUCGAGUCCCUUGCUCGCUGUCACAAAUGGGAUGCGUCGGGUGGCAAGUCGGGUCAAAAAUUUCUCAAGACUAAAGACGAACGCUACUUGAUCAAAGGCAUAUCUAAAGCUGAGCUAGAGGCGUUGACAAAAUUUGCUCCCGCAUACUUCGAGUACCUGUCAUCAGCCAUUAAAGAGAAACGACCAAUUACUCUUGCCAAAAUGUUUGGGAUCUUCCAAGUUUCCUUCGUAAAUAAAAUUACCAAUCGCAAAGGGCGCUUGCAGGUGCAAGUUAUUGAGAAUCUUUGGGUGACCAAGCCUUAUCUUCAAAUCUAUGAUUUGAAAGGUUUGACCCGUAACCGAACGGUAAAUGUUACCGGACGGCCACAUGAAGUCUUACUGGAUGGUAACUUCUGCGAAAUGGUCCGAACAACUCCGAUACUUGUUCGGGAGAAUUCUUUGCUAAGAUUGCAGGCCAGUUUACACAACGAUACACUUUUCCUAGCAAAUCACAACGUCAUGGAUUAUUCACUUGCGGUCGGCUUUGAUGAAGAGAAACAAGAGAUGUAUAUUGGAAUUAUAGACUACCUCCAGACUUACUCUUGGGAUAAAAGGCUCGAAACCCUGGUAAAAGAGCUAGGGGGUAGCAGCAAGGAAGCUCCCACGGUGAUCACACCAUCCUUAUACAAAGCGCGAUUCAGGCGUGCCAUGGGUAAAUAUUUCUCGGUGGCGCCGGACCCAUGGAUGCACAAGUGGAAGCCAUAUCUCUCGCCCUCAGAAGACGACUCCAUUGGGGCCAGUGUCGACAGGGAAGGCUCCAGAUUGGCCGAAACGGGCGCGAAGGCCGAAGAUUCUUAUGUGCACCUGUCCGGUAACGAAUAA
Puccinia triticina is the source of this 7794-nucleotide messenger RNA. RefSeq lists its product as uncharacterized. The record is from RefSeq and is a predicted model, not a curated record. Bases 1 to 7794 code for a protein of 2597 amino acids. Gene Ontology annotation, biological process: phosphatidylinositol phosphate biosynthetic process. The transcript has 18 exons. Gene Ontology annotation, cellular component: fungal-type vacuole membrane; endosome membrane. Gene Ontology annotation, molecular function: 1-phosphatidylinositol-3-phosphate 5-kinase activity; metal ion binding; ATP binding. Lineage: Eukaryota; Fungi; Basidiomycota; Pucciniomycetes; Pucciniales; Pucciniaceae.